Geodia barretti is the source of this 288-nucleotide messenger RNA. Lineage: Eukaryota; Metazoa; Porifera; Demospongiae; Tetractinellida; Geodiidae. The record is from the annotation of a GenBank genome assembly.
GUGGUAGGACUCAAAAAUCAUGGUGAUGUCUCUUCCAGCACCCAGUAAGAGCUGCCUAGCUCCUCCUGGAUGCUUCUCUAUGAACGCACUCACAUCAUACACCUUCCCCCGGACGGCCACGUGCGCGUUGUGUCGCUGGUUCAGCUGGCUCAGUUCCUGCCAGGUGAACCUCCGCGUGGUGCUGCGGCUCUCCCCACACAUUUCAACGUUUCAGCUCCCACUUGAAGUUCAGAGACCACCAUGCAGGAGAGACACCUGCUCGGCGCGUGAUCGAUGCCUGUAAAAGCU